This is a messenger RNA of Brienomyrus brachyistius, 9595 nucleotides long. RefSeq names its product NGFI-A-binding protein 2-like. Gene Ontology annotation, biological process: negative regulation of DNA-templated transcription. Gene Ontology annotation, molecular function: transcription coregulator activity; transcription factor binding. Gene Ontology annotation, cellular component: nucleus. Lineage: Eukaryota; Metazoa; Chordata; Actinopteri; Osteoglossiformes; Mormyridae. Bases 6339 to 7835 code for a protein of 498 amino acids. The record is from RefSeq and is a predicted model, not a curated record. The transcript is spliced from 7 exons.
UAUAAAUUUUAUGUAUGGCAUGAGUUUUCUAUUAUAUACCGCGACAGGAAGUAUCUGAAAAAGUCUAUUCCGGAAAAUGAAUUCGCAUUAAUUAGCCGACUGCUCUCAAGCAGCGUUUAACUGCUUUCGUAUUAGUAAGAUCUUUCCAACUCAAGUACGCAUUAAAAUUUAUAGUAGCCUAUAUAUCCAUUACUGCGACUGGCGACGACUUUCUGCAACCACUUUGUGCUAAAAAUGUGACAUUUAAAGAGAAGAAUAGGCAAAACACGGAUGGUAUGUAUACACGCUUCUGGACUCAGUUUAAUGUGAUGACUCGAUCAAGGUACUUAUUAUUUGUAACCAUUAUUAUAGACAUGAUUGCUGUCCCCACAAAUCAGAGAUGAUUAUAUAAAGAUAUUUGUAAAUAUGCGUUAAGCUAUCCCCAACUUACUUAGAGUUGCCAACUUUGGGCAGCUGGCUGGCGUGAGAUUUUCAAUUCCAGACAAGUCUGCACACUGAUUUACAUGUGGGCUAUGUAACAGUCUUAUUAAUUGUAAAUAGUCAGCCCCGACGCUGUUGAUCUGGAUAAUUUUAGGUUUAUAAUGGAAUAAUACAGAUUUGCCGCAAGAUUUCUUUUGUGAGUUGGUGAGUCUGAAAGCGUGAGCGUCACGCCAGAUGCGGGAGAGCUGGCAGCUCGGCUUAGUUCUGGCUGAACUUCUUGUUUCUAAAUCUGCAUUUCAAUAUCUGGAAAAUCAAUCGCUAGAAAAAUUGUGUAUUUUAAAAAAAAAUACUAUUUAAACGUACAUAUUAUUUAUUCCAUCCAUCCAUUUUCUAAACCGCUUAUCCUACUGGGUCGCUGGGGAUCCGGAGCCUAUCCUGGAAGCAAUGGGCACGAGGCAGGGAACAACCCAGGAUGGGGGGCCAGCCCAUCGCAGAGCACACUCACUCACACAUGCACACCUACGGGCAAUUUAGCAAGUUCAAUUAGCCUCAGCAUGUUUUUGAACUGGGGGGGGGGAAACCGGAGUACCCGGAGGAAACCCCACGACGACAUGGGGAGAACAUGCAAACUCCGCACACAUGUAACCCAGGCGGAGACUCGAAUCCGGGUCCCAGAAGUGUGAGGCAAGAGUGCAACCACUGCACCACCAAGCCGACGCAAUAUUACUUAUUAUUAAAUAUUAUUUAUUAUUUUAUUGUUUAGGAUUUACCUGUAAAGUAACGAAUUAUUCUGGACAGCGUGUAGCCUAUUUUGACUGUGAGAAGAAACUGGAAAAAUAAAAGAAAACCAACGCGAAGACCAUGCGAAUGCUCCCGAUUCUGAAAACGAUUAACAACCAUUAUCAGUCAUUAUAAAACAGUUGCAUGGUUAUAACAUACCUGUGAGUUAACUAGCUUGUUUAGGAAAUUUUAUUGUCUGGUAAUAACAAGUCCAAACAUUGCCACCAAGAGGAGAUUCAUUCAGAUCUCAGCAAAACAGAUGUGGCAGAUUUGGAAAUGGAAAGUUUGUAAAAUAACGUAAACGCUGGACAGCAUGAUGUUUCAGAGGGUAGCACUAUAGCUGAACGCCAUUAGGGUUGGGGUUUGAAUCCUACGUGUAAGUGCUUUCCAUGGCCUUUCUCCCGCACUCAGAAAACAUGCAGUUAGACAAAUGAACAUCUCUGAAUCGGCCAUAAUGUGUACGUCUGUCUCUGCCCUGUCCACCAAUGUUUCUUCCAGGCUGUUCCCCCAUCCUUAGUAUAGGAUAGGCUCCAAUAUAACAAGGGUCAGAGGAGGCGUCGCCCCCAUCCAUAUUUCCCUUGUAUCGCUCACAAAACUGCUCAGCCAAUCAGAAGGCCUUCCACCAUUUAUUUCAAUUAUUAGUGGUCAACUAGGUAGUAUAAAAAUGCCUAUGUAAAACCAGGAACAUAACGCAUGGCAUAAUAAAACUAUAGCAAUGUUUUUAAAUGAGAUAUCAUAUAUAAACCUAUAAAAUUGUUGAAGUCCUGCCAAUAUUUCUGAUUCCCCCCACCCAAGUCAACUCAAUAAUAGGCUUGGGCUUCAGGUUCACUAUGACCCCAUCCUGGAUAAAAUGUAUUGGAGAUGGAGGAAGGUGGCAUGUUCUUUAGCGCUCUAAACCAUUGUACCUGUGAUCUGAAGCUGCCAGUUCAAGCCCUGCGUCAGCAGAAUAGUCACAUGUGCAGCGGCCCCUGAGCUCAGUGAGCACCUACAUGCAUGUCAUUGAGAGCAUUAUGGGUUAGGAAGGAGUCAAUAAAAGUGCCACUGUUAUUAUUAUGGAUAGAGAAAUCAGUUAAUUUAAAUUAAACGUCAUGGUAUUUAUAUAUGCAAAAUGUAUGUGUAGAAUCAUAUAUGCAUACUAUCAUAAUGGCAAAAUACAUGUAUUAUAAAUAAUAUAAUUAUUGUGCACACAGCACUGUGACUGCACUAGAAAAACAGCAUUAUAUACAAAGAUUAUAGCAGUAAAAUUUCUGUCAUUGUUAUAUGUGGAAAAGGAGAAAAUAACUUCUUACAAAUAAGUAUAAUUGUAAAACACAUUAUGUGCGAGUAAAUCGUUAUAUGGAAACAGAUGAGUUAGAGGGGUUAGGUAUAUUAUCUGCACUGUAGUGUCAGUGCAAAGAUGUUUUGAACAUAUGAUCGUGUGUAUUAUCUGUGCGUCUCUACUAUUUUGGUCACAGCAAACUUGGAUUAUAAUAAUUCCAUUAUUUAACGAAAAUUUCGACUAGAUAUUCAUAUUUUCUAUAAAAAAUGGCAUCCUGUUUCCCUCACUUCCUCAGGAACGUUCGAAUUACAGCUGCAACCUAUUGUGUUUUCCUGUGUCUCUGCCGCCCUCCCUCCUACACUCUCGGAUGCACAGUUUUGUAUUUCUGCCUAUUUUUUUAUGCAGCGCUAAUACGAUCUUUGAAAAAUUAGCAGCCAUCUGUGGACGGCAGAGAGAAUAGUGGGAGCUGACUCGGGAAAAUGACUGAACAAAGCAGAGGCAGAUUUGCGUCAAUCACAUAUUUAAAAAUAAGGAAUGAUAAAUAUUAAACUAUUGAGCAGACGAUUUUAAGGCGGUAAAGGUAAUGGAUUUUCAGUCUUUCAAUCCAAAAUCCACAAUAAUUUCAAUAAAUAAUUGAAUGAUAUCUGCUCUAAUCAACCCUUCUCAUCCAUCAGUUCGUGUUAACACAAUUGGGAGUAUAUCCUUGACUAUUUGGUGGAAAUGCACAUUUAAGUGCUGCUAUGAGGUACAAAAAAAGAAGAAUAUGAAUAUGAAAGAGUAAUAGAAGUGGGCUCCCAGUCCCGUAAAUACGAAUCUCGGAGCUGAUGCAUCGCCUGCUGAAGUGUGGAUUACUUCCUUUGCCGACUGUAACUGCGCGCUCCCAAGUCACUGAACAAAACCCGCACUGUACUGUAUAUGUAACUGCACUGUGUGUGAAAAAUGGCGAUCUGCGCGCGGAGGUGGGAAACUGACCUAGAAUGGGCUGUAGAGUUACAGCUGAAGCAGAAUAAAUUUCUGAGUAGAAAUUUUUUUAUUUAAAAAAUUAACACUUGAGUAUAAAGUAAAUACAUUUUAAAAACAAAAAUCACAUAGCGUUGUGUUAUCCCAAAGCCUUCAAUGAAAAUACUUCAAUUUAUAGUCGCUGAAAAUAAAACCCAUAAGUUUGUGUACAGGAGAGGUCCUUUUGGGGAAAAAACGCAUAUACUCAUGGAUAAAUGCUACGUACGUGGUGUAUUUGCUGACAAGAAAAGCAGAGUAUUGACCAGGAGGGGGUUUAAAGAACGUGUCGACAUGCUGCAACACCCACGGGUGACCCAAGUGUUCAUGGAGGGGGGUGGGAAGAACAAUAUUCGACUGUACACUGUCGUCACAAAGCUGGACUGUAUACUACAUUCCUCACUCCGGCUUACAUUUUGUGUCGCUUCAGUAAAUGUAACGUCUUGUAACUGGAAAUACACUGUUAACAGCGUAACAAUGUAGGCAUCGUAUGCGAGUUUUCACCUAUAGGAAGUGACCGUGGGCUACUAACAUAUUUGGCUACAUCCUCCCAUAGCCUGUAAAUCAAUAAGGAACAGUCGGGCAAACCGGAAAAGGCGAUGCCCAAUAAAGGUGUGCAUGCUUUAUAGGUGUCUGUCCACGUUUGCGUUAUCAUUGGUUUUUAGGCGAAUUGCAUCAUUGGGGAAUCCCCAACUUCAAGUGCGUCACUCUUUAAAUGCAGCACAUCAAGUCGGAAACAGCCCACGCGCCUCCCACAGACAGGGGCGCACAGCUCCAGAACGAGUCAGUUCGCUUGCUGAUUUUUGCCUAUGAUGAAUAAAAACGAGUAAAACCACCGGUGCGAGUAUUUAGUUCAAUAUCCAUCACAUAUAACUUUAGUCUGUGCAUAAUUUAAGCUGCACAAUUUCAUUUAUGUGGUCCACAAAUAUUUGGCAUAGAGUGUAUAAGUAGUAUUUUUCUGGGUCUUUAUUAUUACCAGUAUGACAAUGACUGAUGUUGUUUAGAGAACCGAAAUGCUUAAUUAUAACGUGCCGUCUUCGAAUGGCCCUUGACACCCCAUUUUCUGCGAACUCUCUUAGUAACGCGCCUCUCCACCCGGGAAAGGAAGGCUCUUUUCGGUCAGAUGGCGCUCUGCAGUCCGCCCCCGGGUCUCCCGCGCCCACACAUCCAGCAAAAGGUUACUACAAACAAUGAAGUUCGUCAAGGGAGGAAGGCAGCUAGCUAUGCAGGCAAGCACAGGCAAACAGGCGUUUUAAGUGUGACGAAUAAGUAGAGGCAAUAAUCAGACUGGUCGAUUAAUCUUUUAAUACAAAAUAAAAGGAAAUUAAUAUAACUUUAAAAGUAUCGCGUCGCCAAUUUUUUUUUCUCUCGAAUUAAUUUUCCCCUAAGAGCGGCCAUACAGCCAUCUGUCAGCGAUGGGAGCGUCUGUAAGUUGUGGGACUUCAGCGACAUACGGUUCCAAAGCUGAAGGGCGUUAAAGCUCAACGCUGCCUAACGCGACAGCGGCGCGAUAGACGGUGAUCUUACAAGGCAUUAGAAUACAGCCAGUGCGUGUUUGAGACCUGGACCCCACUCCAGGAGAUCCUGCUGAGAUCACUGAACGCACGGAGGUCCCCUCUGUCACUCACCAUCAAGCUGUCGGACUCGGACGAGGUAAGAACUGUGUAUUUUAAAUCCAGAAGUACUUUUUAAAUAUCCGUCAGGUAGACUUGAAUUUUAAGAAAAUAACCUGCGUUUAAAACCCAAGCCCCAGUAAAAAAAAAAAAACGCAUUUUAGUAGACCGAUAUCCUCUUUUUAUGGAUGCAGGAUUGUUUUUAUAAUGCCAAUGAUUUGAUGGCUAUACCUCCAGAAUAUGAAUUUAAAUACUCAUAAAUUGCCGAAGGCUGAUAUAUGGUUCUGAAUUCCGCAAUUCAGAAAACACCCGUAAGUUAAUGCGUUAGCCACGACUGCGAUUCAUUCUCGGGUUAUAAUUUGACUGCAAAAGGCAUAACGAAAUUAUAGUAUGUUUAAAUGUGCUGUUUACAAAUACGAUUCAUAUAUAGAGUAGCGACAUUUAAGUUAAAUAUUUCCUAUGCAAGUCAGCUACUUCUAGUUUGGGGAGGUGAAUAAAAAUGAUUUUUAAAAACUCUUUAAAUAGUUUGUCAUCUUUGCGAUGUAUGUCUUAGGUUUGUAACCUGAGAGAUAUCUCCGUACAGUUAUAUUUUUUAUGAAUUUUUAAGCGUGAUAAAAUGUUAACCAGUCUUGGUUCAAUAAUAAUAAUAGUAAUAAUAAUAAUAAAUUACAACAAGAACAACAAUAAUAAUAAUAUUUUUCCAGGAUUGAAUAGGCUCUGCUUUUGAUAUUUCUGACUACAAGGUUAAUAAUGGUCUGGCAUAUUGACCUUUAGAUUUGAUUAAAUAAAUAAAUUCAAUAAAUUCUGCUCUAGACAUGGCAAUAAUGUGCCAUGAGCUCUGGACCAGAAAGCUGGACCCCACAGCAGGACCAAGGAACGAUCACAAAAAAGGCGAAACAGCUCAUAAAGAUUCUGAAGUAUCACGUGGACCCAAACAUCACAGCGUUCAAAAAAAAGAGUAAAACAUUUCUGUGUGUAAUGAGAGCCAGGAGAUGUUUAGGAGCCAAGAUCAAGUACUCUAAAUGGUUUGUUUUUGUGGUUUUAUUUUUAAUUUUGACUAUUUGCAGUAGCAUAGCGUCAAACAUUAUCUGUAGCAAACCACUAUCCUCCCACACCUGGGCAUGGCUAGACUGUGUUGUUGGUCACUUGAAAUCAGAUAUAUUUAGUAAAGAGCUUGUAAUAAAUCUCCAAAGGACAAUGUACUAUAUUAUUCAUAUUUUGUCUUGCUGAUCUAGUUCUCUUCCUGCUACCGGUUCUUCCCUCAGGUCGCUAUGUCUCUGCCACGCACACUCGGGGAACUACAGCUGUACCGAGUGUUGCAAAGGGCCAACCUUUUGGCAUACUAUGACACCUUCAUCCAGCAGGGCGGCGAUGAUGUCCAGCAGCUGUGUGAGGCUGGGGAGGAAGAAUUUCUGGAGAUAAUGGCUCUGGUGGGUAUGGCCACCAAGCCUCUACACGUGCGGCGUCUCCAGAAGGCUCUCCGAGACUGGGCCGCCAACCCGGCGCUGUUCAACCAGCCUCUGGCCAAUGUGCCACUAAGCAGCAUCCCCCUCUUCAAGAUUGACACCAGUGGGAGCAGCGUGGGGGCGGGGACCAGGAAAUCUGUGAGCAAUGGGCAGCCGGGAUCUCCCUGUGAGAGGGAGGAACGGGUGUCCCUCACUCCCAUGCGGACCGGAAGCCCUAAAAGCCCAUCCUCACAGGCCUCCCCCCAACCUCCUGACAGCCUCUACAGGGACAAGCUGUCCCCUAUGGAGCCACACUGGCUAAAUCCAGAUCAGGAUGGUGGCAGUACAUCAGGGCCGAUGGUGGAGGAGGAACAGUCCAGCCCGCCGCUUCCCCCGGCUGCACCCUCGACUCCGCCGGCCUCUACUUCCUCCUGUGUCUCAGCCUGGCCCGGGGGACGGCUGGACCCGGAAAUGGUGCGACUGGUGGCGGACAGUGUGGGGCGGCACCUACGCACUGUCCCGAAGACUGAGCCAGGGGAGGUGAUGACUCUCCUCAACCUGAACAAGAAGCUGGCCAAAACCGUGGGCCACAUCUUUGAGCUAGGGCCUCACGACCCGGCCAAGGAGGAGGAGAUCCGCAAGUACAGCCUCAUCUACGGACGGUUCGACUCCAGGAGGCGGGAGGGCAAGCAACUGUCACACCAUGAGAUGCUGAUAAACGAGGCGGCUGCGCAGUUCUGCAUUUGCGACAACGCCCUGCUGCUGAGGCGCGUGGAGCUCUUCUCGCUGGCCAGGCAGGUGGCCCGGGAGUGCGCCUACACCUCCACGCUCAAGAAAGCCAGGACAAGUACUGAGGAAUGUGGCCUGCCGGUACAGAAGCGCAUGAAGCAGGAGGUGAUCGUAUCCGACUCCCCCCAUGACACUGCUGAGAGGCCCAUGAGGGGGUCAGAAGGUGGACACCAAGGAGUGUUAAGGCCAGGGACGGAUGAGGAGAGCCUGUCAGGGGAGAGUCUGGACGGCUCAUCACAAGACCUGGGCUCACAGUCCAGCCAUUCUCAACCCCCCUGCCCUGCUGUUGACAGCUCUGCUCACACAGCCUUAAGUCGCCACCUCGUGAGACAGGCGCUCAUGGAUGAGGGGUUGCGAUUGGCUAGGCUGGUGUCACAUGACCAUAUGAGCAAAGGCUGCCCAGGGACAAGGUGUAUUCAAACUACAGAGUUGGAGGACAAAGCUUUGGAGAAGGACGACUCAGAUAAACCUUGCAGAAGAAGCAGCUCCUGUGGCAUUAAAGAUCAUUCUGGAAAAGAGAAGAGCACUCUCUGAAAGACCCCCUCAGCCCCUCUCAUUUCCGUGCCGCUCUCCCCAGCAAUGUCUAUUUGGGCAGUAACACUUUUUUGGCUUUUAACACCAAACGCCAAGCGAUGCUUCAGCACAGAAAAGCAGGCCGCAGCUUCACCGCUGACCGCUGUCACAUGGAAGGGCGCGGAUUAGCACUUUAGCAGAUGGAUCUGAUCAUUUUAUUUUUUUGUAGGUUGCACAUCGCGACUCCAUAGGGACCCCGUUGCUGUUGACUUUUUUUACAGAAAUCUUCUUACACUGAUACGGAUCGAACUCAAAACCAGACUCUCACUGCAGAAACAUAGCAACGCAAGUUCCAUCAUACCGAUUCAUCACGUGUCUUUGUGGGCUCACUCCUGUUUGUUUUGUUUGUCUUUAAAAUCAGGAACUCCUGUCCCACUUGGCACAAAGAACCACCCAACUCUAGGUACCUUUCAUCCGACCAAUAACCAAUGACCAAUUUAAGGGGCAGCUUGUGGCUCUGUGGGCUAAACCUGUGUGCCUGUAAUCAGAAGGUCGCAGGUUCAAACCCAGCCUCAGACUGUGGCUCCUUGAGCGAGGCCAUUAACCUCCCAGCUCCCUGGGCGCCGCUACAGGUGGCAGCCCUUCGCAGACAACUUACUCUAUGAAAAAAGAGCAAGUUGUGGGAGGCAUAAAGACAAUUUACCUACGGGGAUCAAUAAAGUAUCGAUUAUUAUUAACAUGACAUCGUAUCUGGUUCAGGAUUUCCUUUCUAAUCUUGUUGAAGGAUGGUUUCUGUAAUAAAACAAACGCAUCAAAAUCAGUCAUCGAAUUUGCUCGAUAUAGAGUAUCAUGGCUAACAUAACGUUAAGCAACAACUGCUCGUUCUGCUUUCAUCAUAUUGUGGCGACGUCUUGGGAUGAUACGUUAUAGUAGUAGUGCUUUGCCCCCCCCCCCCCCCCCCAAUAGUAUUCAUUACUGAUUGACAGCUUAGGUGCCAUAGCAUUGAUAGAUGACAUCGCUGGCUGAACAGUUCGAAAGUGUCUGUGCGGUUAGUGUUUUGAAGGAAUCCUUUGAUUCUUUGAUACUUUAAGAUGCAUAACUUCAUGUUCUUUUAGAAAACAGAAUAGUCUUUUAUAAUGGAGAAUUACAUCCUUUAGGCAAAGACUCAGUGCGUUAUUAUUUGGUAGAUUGAGAUCGCAUGUUGUUUCUAUACUAUAACAACUCUGUCUUAUAGCAGAAAUCAUUUUCAAUUUAAAGUGAGCAUUGCCUGGGUGAUAACAUUUUUCAAUUGUAGACAACUAAUGUACAAAACAGACUAGGAGUUGUUAUCCGGUUAUGAAAUCUGCAAUCUAGAUGCUGUCUAAUGAAUUAACAGGGGCUAGUUAUGUUGGUCAUUUAGAAUAUGGGACUGAUCUAAUUGCUGGAAGACACGCAAAUCUCAAGUCUAAACACUAAAUCACUGAGUUUAAAACUGGGUAAAUGUUUAAGCCUGGUUGUAUGAAUCUAAAUCAAAUCUGUGUGAAAAGUGUAAAAAAUAAUUAUAGAAUGGAUAAAGGAUUCUUUGGCUGUAUCUAUAGUAUUAUGAAAAUGUAGCUUUUCAUGCAAAGUAACAGGACAGGCAUGUAUUUUAACUCAGGAUGUAAAGCGUCACUCGGCUCACAUCCUGCGUCUGGAUCGUUGAUUUUUCACCCAGGAAGCAUCUGGCCCGUACAUCUCAAUGCAUUGUAUUAUAAUGUAUAGAUUAUCUAUUUUGUUAAUUUUCAAUAAAAGGAUAUUUUACA